Messenger RNA from Grus americana (Whooping crane), 2966 nucleotides. RefSeq names its product COMM domain containing 2 (gene COMMD2). The transcript is spliced from 9 exons. The record is from RefSeq and is a predicted model, not a curated record. Bases 874 to 1524 code for a protein of 216 amino acids. Lineage: Eukaryota; Metazoa; Chordata; Aves; Gruiformes; Gruidae.
CGAGGGGAGGGGCCCGGCCGCGUCCCCUGUCACGGCUCCCCGCCGGCCCUCCUCAGUUUUGCUGUCGCGGCUCUCCGAAACCGGCGGCCGUGGCAGCGCGGCCCCCUCAGCGCCGCGAGUGCGGCGGAACCGUGUCUCGGCGAAGGGUUGCCGCUCCGAGCUCCCAGUCACCGUGAGGGACGGGAGCGGUCCCGCGAAGGGACGCGGGGAAGCAGGUGACGGGGACGAGCGUGGGCGCGUCCCGCUGCAGGCGCCUCCCGGCGCUUCUCUGGCGCUGCCUCAGCUCGCUGCCGGCCCGCUCGGCUGGGAGCUCGCAGCGCGGCCUACGCGGACACCCCCUGCGGCGGCGGGGCCUUGUGCGGCCGGGCACCACGCAGGACCCAGCGGGCUCCAAAGCCCGCAUCGAAUCCCGGCAGUGUGUGAGAGACGCAGCGGGGUUUUCCCCCUCCGUUAAGUUUAGCCCAACUCUGUGUUUAAAAAAAACCCAAACCAACCCAAACCAACCAGAAAAACACACUUGAGAAAUGUAAGCUAAGCACAAAAGAAUAAAUACCUGGGCAAGAUACAGAAUGUUCUAGAAUUAUGACUGCCUGACCAUCCGCUCGGAAGCAGUACGACUUUUUAUCCUUUCACCAGAUUCAUAACAGGAUUCCUGGGUGGACUGGAUGACUGCUGAGGAAAGGGCUUCACAGAGAUGGAUCCCGCCAGUUUUGGGGCACUGGAGAACGUCACGGUUUUGCAGGUGGAUUGUACGUGCCUACUUUUGAGCAAAUCCUUCUACAGAUUUGCACAUUCCACGUACACAGUUGGGUGACCUCUCCUUCAUGAUCUCCGUUUUGCAAGCUCAGCAACCUCGUUAUCCGUCCUGCCCAGAUGGUCCCAGGCUUGUUGGCAUAUCGGGCCCCCUUUAUCAGGCUGUUUCCGUGGGACACGGCUGGCGCAGUUUACAUCGCAUCCAUACGUUCUCUCUCGCCGUUUCCCAGACGAGCCGCCGGCGAGCUGGGGCGCCUGGCGGUGGAGCUGCUGCUGCGGCGGGGCGCGGCGCCGCGGGCCUGCGAGGCAGCCGCCAGGAAACUCAACGUUGGUGUUGACACCGUUCAGCAUGGGGUAGAAGGAUUAACGUAUCUUCUCACUGAAAGCUCCAAGCUCAUGAUUUCUGAGACAGACUUCCAAGAUUCCAUUCAUGUUCUGGGAUUCUCGGAUGAAUUGAACAAAUUACUGCUCCAGCUGUACCUUGAUAACAGGAAAGAGAUCAGAAGCAUUCUUAGUGAGCUGGCACCAAAGCUUCCCAGCUAUCAGAGUCUUGAAUGGAGACUGGAUGUGCAGCUUGCAAGCAGAAGUUUGAGACAACAGAUUAAGCCUGCGGUAACUAUAAAGCUACAUCUUCAUCAGAAUGAAGAUCAAACUGCCCAAGUGUUGCAAACCGACCCUUCUACCCUCCUCCACCUAAUUCAGCAACUGGAACAAGCAUUGGGGGAAAUGAAGACAAACCAUUGCAGGAGAAUAGUGCGCAACAUGAAAUAGUUCUGAUUCGUGGCUGUGGUCUUACUAAGUGGUUUGUGAAAACUGAAAACAACGUUCACAAACACAUUUUGAGGAAAAAUAAACAUCUGGAUCAGAUGAAAUGCUUUCCUGUGCCAGGAUCUUGAGCCAGUAAUUCUAGGCCGAGUGUCCUCUGGUGCUAACUUUGCAUACCUGCCUGAUAUGAGAUAGAAUAUUGGCUUUGCUUUACUUGCAAACGUAGAAAUUCAGCAUGCCAUGCUAAUUUCUUUAGCUCUAAAUUAGUAUAGUUCUACUUGAAGAGCUUUCCUACGUUAAGUAGAGGUGUCUCAAUACUAUAUGAAACUGCACAUUUAUUUUUACAUUUAUCGAGUAGUUUUCUGCCUUGGUUUUGCUUCUGUUUUGAAACUUUUUUAAAAAGCGCUACACUGGAGGGAAUGAUAGUUCACAGGAACGUUUCUUCCAUCUACGUGCCGGUAUGUGUGAGAGUACGUGUGGGGCUACUGCCUCCUUCCUCCAGUCAACGUGAAGGCUGGGUGUUACACCGAUUCUCUACUCCUCUUAGAUGAGGGAAGAACCUGUAACGGAGCUAACACCUCCACUGCAACAAAGCUAGCUGUAAGUCCUACUAGGCAGUCUCAUGAUUUCUGCAGGUAGCAGGUACCAUAGAAAACCAGCGGCCUAAACAUAAGUUAGCAUACUGAUCAUACAUAAAAGUGAUCUGAAAAAUUGCAAAAGUAAAACCAUGGGCUAGGAGGCAGAUUAACAAUAAAGUUAACUUGCGCUAAAUCUGAUCUUCGGGUUGUGAUGCAACAAUUUUUGUUCCCCUAUUUGGAUAGCGUGCUUACAAAGGAAAGACUAGCACUAUUGCAACAUAAAUGAUGCUUUUCCAUUUUUAAGAAAAAAAUUCUAACAAGGGUUAUGUCAAAAGUCACUUUUCAAAUGUAUUCUAAUGCAAUAUUUUGUAGCUUUUGUGACUAAGGUUAAAUAAGGUUACUAAUUAAUGUUUUACCGUCACUAGUGACGGUGCAUCAUAAAGCCCUUAACGAAUAUUGGAGAAGACAAACAGGCAAGAGACCCUUAACAUACAGAUUCCAGCAAGAAUUGUAUAUUUACUGUCUUUCAUAGCAACACCAUAAAUUUCUGUAUUAAUUGGGUUCCUACAGUUACAAAUGUAUUUUCUUACUGUUUUGAAUUUUUGUAGCUUUGAGAGGUAUUAUUUCAAAUGAAACCUGAUAGCACAAGUACUUUAAUCAGUAAUGCUUACUACAGCUUAAAAGUCAGUUUUCUAGAAUAUGGAGUUGCUUAUUUUGUAAUUGCUUUAUAUAGCGUGGCGAUAGCGUGAACAAUCAGUUUCCUCUCCCAUACAUGAAUUGGUAAUAUGUUUCAUUUAACAUCCAUAAAUGGUGAUUUUUUUUUUUUCCUUCGCAUAUAGUAUGUGGUAAUUAAAUGUGAUCAAAUGUUAC